AUGGUUAGACAAGCACAGUUUGAUAUUUAUCAGCUACUUCUCAGCAAUCGCGUUCAAGAAACAAUCUCUAAGAGGAAGCAUAUCUGUGAAGACAAGACAAGGUUAGCGGCCUACGCUCAGGUCCAAUACUUCUGCUCAUUCAUCUUGCAGAAUUUUUCUAAUUUAAAACAUCAAAGCGAUGUUCAUCUCUUACCGGAAGAAAGUAAAGAAGCAAUCGCCGGACUUAUAUUUUCCGCAUCAAGAAUCGGGGAGCUGAAUGAGCUUAAAUUCAUAAGGAGCUUGUUCUUCGAGAGAUUUGGGCUUCAGUUUGACAGACACAGUGUAGACUUGCGUCCAGGGAACCUCGUUAGUUCGGAGAUAAUAAAGCUUUUCGUCAAGAAGAUGCCGCAAGAUGCAAUGAGUCCAGAGACUAUAGUGGAAAGCAACAUCGCUGCUUCUGUUGAAUCAGUAACUGAAGAUUCAGUUUCAACUGAUAAUCUUGGCUUCAGAGAUUCUGAUGUGGUGAAGAUAGAGAUAUUCAAAACAUGGAUUGGGAGAAAGAACAUUAUGAAGGAUAGUUCAAAGUUUCUGCAUCUAAAUCUUGUAGAGUCUCAAGGAAGCAAAUCGAUCAUUGUUCAUGAGAUAAGAGUUUGA
Molecule: messenger RNA, 633 nt
Organism: Brassica oleracea var. oleracea
Lineage: Eukaryota; Viridiplantae; Streptophyta; Magnoliopsida; Brassicales; Brassicaceae
Exons: 3
Coding region: 1-633 (210 amino acids)
Biological process (GO): protein transport
Source: RefSeq, a predicted model, not a curated record